GCGGAAGGCGGCGGCGCCAGGCCGGGCCCGGCGUGGGGAGCUUCCCGCAGCGAUGGUGCAGGAGCCGAGCCCGGGGUUGGUGGCCGAGCUGCUGCUGCGGGCGGGGACGGCCGGCGCCAUCCUGUGCCUCUGCUCCCGCGCCUUCGUCGAAGAUCGAAAAUUAUAUAAACUGGGAUUAAAAGGAUUUUAUGUCAAAGAUGACAAUGACAGUACAGGGGAAGAACAAGCAUCUGAGGAGGAGAACCAUUUUCCCAAUGUGAGAUUAAAGGUGGAUACUAAUCCUGCCCUGGACCUGGAAGAAGUUGAAUUAGACUCAGAAGCUGAGCUUAUGAAGAGUAUGGGAUUGCCUCUUCAGUUUGGUGGGCAGUCAGCCCACAGGGACUUUGUGGUAAAAGAAAAUUAUAGAAAGAAAAAUAAUGUGAAGAUUAUGAAAAAGAAAAAGAAGAAGAAAAAAGAGUUACAGCAAAAACAUGAGGAUAAAAUGGGGCAGGAGUGCCAGGACAAAGCUUGUGGUGGUUGUACCCAGUCCAUUUCUGGUGAGCUGGCCCUAGCUACAGAGCAGUGUGAGAUGAGCAGCAAACCUCAGGCUGUGAUUGAAGAGAACUGUGAAAGUUCAGAAAGCCUUGCAAGUGAGGCUUUACCCAGUGAACUUAAGGAAAAAUGGGAGAAGUACUGGAACGAGUACGGAGAAGGCCUUCUUUGGCAAAGUUGGUUGGAAAAGCACCAAGAGGUGUCAUCAUCUGAGGGCAUCACAGCCUCUGAGCCCUGGAGUAGUCCUGAUACUAAGGAGGAAUGGGAGCAGCAUUAUAGUGAACUGUACUGGUAUUAUUGGGAACAGUUUCAGUACUGGACAAGUCAAGGAUGGACUACUGAGAACUCACAUGGUGACAAAGUGGAAAUUAAUGGAAUUACACAGGAGACUGGUUUUUCAGGAGAAAUGGGCUUGGCUAGCCUGGGACCUGAGCACAGUGAAGUGCUGAGCUUGGAGCUGUCUCCCUCCAACACCAGAAGUGCAGAAAGACUCCCUUCGAGUGCUGAUCCCCACAGUGAAAUAAUUUCUGGGAUUUGUGGUUUAAAUCUGAAUUUGGAGGAAGUGGAGCAGAGCAGUGCUGCUCUAACAGUAGCCCACAAAGAUCCUGAAGAACAGAGUUCAUCUGACAGUGGCAGCCAGAAGGAGCCCUGUGAUGGAGGAAGCAGAAAAAGGAGAUCAUCUUGUGAAAAUAAGAGUGUUAGCCAGUCAGGUGUGCAGGAGUCAUGUAGCUCAAAUUCAAGUGAAAAAAAGCACUUGCUGCUUCAUGACCAGGAUGAAGAUGAGGAUGAAGAGCCUCCUGAAUACAGAUGUGUCAAAGUCAAGAGAAGCCAUGAGCUGGACAUGGAUGAGAACCCAGUGGAAGAUCCUGAGGAAACCUGCUCUGUGCUGGGUUUCAAGUGUGGCACAGGACAAAAGUAUGGUGGAAUUCCAGAUUUCACCCACCGAAGUGUGCAUUACUUGGAGAAAAAAGCAAAACUCAAGUCCAAAUUCUUGGAUCUGCGUAAACCAAGGAAGAGCAAAAACACACACAUCUUCUUUACAGAGGAAUCUAAAAUGACAUGCAAAAAAAGCAAAACUUUGAGGAAGGUGGAAAUGUUCCUGAAGCAGGUCAGUAAAGCUGAGGAGGAAGACACGUCCCAGACAGGCAGCCCUCAGGGUAAAGCAGAGGCAUCGUCUGCGAGCAGCAGCGACUCAGAGGGUCAGGAGGGCGCUGCUGCCACACGCAGUGCGACGCUGGAUGCUGAAAUCCAGGAGCCACCCUCUCCCAGUGCAGCCUGCACAGAGCCUGGAGGGAGUCAGCUUGAGGGGGAGGCGCAGGACGCUGCAGUGAGUGGCUCCGAUGAGCUGGGGACAGGGAGGCCUGAGCCUGGCGGCGGGCGGCAGCUUGUCCCUCUGGAUAUUCCUGAUUAUCUCCAGCCGGAGACAGAGGACAUCAGCCAAGCUGUGGAUGAAAACAUUACUGCAAAGAAGAAGGAGACAAAAAGAAGGAGGAGGAAGAAAAAUGCACAGAGAACUAUACCUCCUGAGAUUGCUGCUGAUCCAGAGCUCGUCAAGUACUGGGCACAACGCUACCGGCUCUUCUCCCGGUUUGAUGAGGGAAUUAAACUAGACAGAGAGGGCUGGUUUUCAGUUACUCCUGAGAAAAUAGCUGAGCAUAUUGCUGUCCGUGUCAGUGAGUCAUUCAACUGCGACAUCAUAGUGGAUGCGUUCUGUGGGGUUGGAGGAAAUGCUAUCCAGUUUGCACUGACCUCAAAAAGAGUGAUCGCCAUCGACAUCGAUCCCGAGAAGCUGCGGCUGGCGCGGCACAACGCGGAGGUGUACGGCGUGGCCGAGCACAUCGACUUCCUGUGCGGCGACUUCAUGGCGCUGGCGGCCGGCCUGCGCGCCGACGUGGUGUUCCUCAGCCCGCCCUGGGGGGGGCCCGACUACGCCACUGCCGACAUCUUCGACAUCCAAACCAUGAUCUGCCCGGAUGGAUUUGAAAUUUUCAGGCUCUCCAAGAAGAUCACCAACAAUAUUGUGUAUUUUCUGCCUCGGAAUGCUGAUAUUAACCAGGUGGCUUCCUUAGCAGGGCCAGGAGGGAAAGUUGAAAUAGAACAAAAUUUUCUCAAUUUCAAACUGAAGACAAUAACAGCUUAUUUUGGUGAUCUAAUAAGGCAUGACAUCUCCUGAACUCCAUGUGGAUUCUUCCAAACCCAUCCUCCCUAACUGCUGCCUUGCUUAAGCUUUUGUACAUCUGGCUGGUCAAAAAUGACUUAAAGCCAUUUUCCGCUUUAAUUUCGCUUUACAGAAAUUUGUUCUGUUGUACUGUCAAUAAAUGUUUUAUAAUAAUUUUGACAAAACUGUAAAUGUAGAAAAGCUGUGAAUGUAUGAAGAAAGUUCUUUAUAAAAUGCAGUCUUUCAAGGUUCAAGCCCAACCCAUGGAAGUGAGGUUCAGGAUUUCUUUAACUCUUACAUGUGCUACUUCUGUGCUUGCUCUGGUUUUGAGCCCCCAGAGGGUCAAGAAAAAUAGCCUGGAAGUCACAGGAGCUGCUGUCUGUGCUUGAGAAGCAUCUGAAAAUCAGGUGAAACUAGAGGGUCAGGUAACACCACAAGAGGUUAACCCCAGUCCACCUCUCUCGCUCCCUGCUCUCUGAGAAACCUUUUCAGGUUUUCUUUGCAGGAUGGAGGUUCACAUGUUAAUUCUAGUGAGUGCUCUGACUUGUGGCAGCUCAAAGAGAGUGCUGGGUGUGUUUGUGUCUGGAGGUGGGACUCUACCCUCUGGGUAUUGUAAUUUUAUUUUGUUUUUUUUUUAUCUCCCUGCCAUUCCUCUUCAUUGCAAAGAUAUUUUGAAGAAACCUUCUGCCUGGAGGUUUGUAUCAGUAAGCAGAGGGGUUUCUGUCCCCCUUCUUUUCCAGGCCUUUGGAAUCCUCACACAGGCUUCAGGGCAGAAAUAAGCCAGCUUUUCCUGGUGAGGACUUUCUGUUUGGAGAGGAAGAGUGGCCUUUGUGCAGUUCUCCAAGUAGAAGAGGAGGCAGGUGAGAAAUGCCUAGGGCAUGGCUAUGGUGCUCUCACUGAAAUAUUCUUACAUUAUGUCCCCAAGCUCAAUUUUGAGUUGUUUUUGAGGUAAGAGUGUAGGAAUAAUAAUUUCUAAGAUAAAUUAAUGCUGCUUCUCCUCUGCUUUGAGUGCAGCAGAAUGCUGAAGGCAGCAGAAGCUAAGCACUAAACCAUGCAUUAGUGCUAUCCAAGAAAACAAGAAUAACUGUAGAAUAACCAAAUAAGAGGAUCUAUUUUCCCCAUUAAGGAAUGAAAUCCAACUCUUCAAAAUAGUUGAAGAGACCAAAGUGUUUGUGUGUUUAUGGAUUGUUAUGACUCAGUGUGAGUUUGCAGUACAGUAAAAUAGCCCUUGGGAAAUAGUUGUUUUCUAGCUUUGCUGUCUUUCCAGAUCCAGACAAGUGCUAAACUUUUACUGUUACAUUCGUGCUUCAUGGACGGUAUUUCAUGAAGAUACUUUGGCUAAUUUGGAUCACUGCACUUUGCCACAGUGCUACAGCAAGGAAGAAGUCUUGUGCUGGCUCAGCAUCAGUGUUUAAAGGGAAUUAUUAAGGAAAUAAUAUUUCUUAGAAGUUUCCUAUUAUGUCAUAGGGGAAUUUGGCAAG
Zonotrichia leucophrys gambelii is the source of this 4170-nucleotide messenger RNA. It is a transcript of the gene TGS1, whose product is annotated as trimethylguanosine synthase 1. Gene Ontology annotation, cellular component: nucleus. NCBI's taxonomy places the organism in Eukaryota, Metazoa, Chordata, Aves, Passeriformes, Passerellidae. Gene Ontology annotation, biological process: 7-methylguanosine RNA capping; 7-methylguanosine cap hypermethylation. The record is from RefSeq and is a predicted model, not a curated record. Bases 53 to 2704 code for a protein of 883 amino acids. The transcript is spliced from 13 exons. Gene Ontology annotation, molecular function: RNA cap trimethylguanosine synthase activity.